Molecule: messenger RNA, 1218 nt
Organism: Contarinia nasturtii (swede midge)
Lineage: Eukaryota; Metazoa; Arthropoda; Insecta; Diptera; Cecidomyiidae
Product: extensin-like
Exons: 7
Coding region: 134-1117 (327 amino acids)
Source: RefSeq, a predicted model, not a curated record
CGCAUCAUCUUCAUUUUAUUAGUUGUUCCAUUUGUGCCCUGCUAUAAAUUGGAAGAACCAUCCAAUUUCGCUUUCAAUUCAUUGUGUGAACUUGGCUGGUGAUAUUCAGAAGAAAAGAGUUGAAGAAAUUACGAUGAACGCGUUUAUUUUAUGUUUUGUGACUUUGUUUGUCACAGCAUCUGCUCAACAAAAAUGUCCUGAAAAUAGCAAUGGUAUUUAUCCAUCAUGCAAAUGUUUAAACGGUGCUGUUUUUGAUGUUAAUUACAAUUGGUGUGCAUCAAAUUUAAAAGAAUUGGGCGGGCAGUGUCCUCAAGAUGGACCUGGUAUCUAUCCAAACUGUAACUGUGGUGUUGGAAAAAAAUUCGAUGUAGAGAAACAACUUUGCACUGCAAUAGACCGCAAUGUUUGCCCGAAAGGAUCAUAUGGUGAUGCCCCACACUGCCAAUGCCCGCCAACAUUUGCUUUUGAUGAAAUUCAUUGGUUCUGCCGACCAUGGUAUUUGAGCACAACAGCUGCACCUAAAGUUUACACACCACCACCACCAUCAUGCGGUGCCUAUCAAUACGGAACAUAUCCAGAUUGUCACUACAGACCUUGUCCAAAACACUCGCUCAAUCCAGAAGAAUUCGAACCUCACUGCAAAUACAAUUACACACACCAUGUAUACACACCAUGUCCACAAGGACAAGUCGGCUCUCCACCAAAUUGUUACACACCAUGUCCAGCACAUCAUCGUGGAAGAUAUCCAAAUUGUGAAAGAAUUAGAUGCCAAACCGGAGAAGGUUGGACCGGAGAAUUUGAACCAGAUUGCCGAUACACACCAUCAUGUCCACCAGAAUUUCCUGGAGUAUGGCCAAACUGUGACAUUUACAAAGCUAAAGUGAGUACUCAAAAACCAUUCACAACACCACAAGUUCAUGAUGAUUAUAAACCAGGACAAACGGUCCCAAAUAAGCCUGUAACACCACCGGCUCCAAAUAAGCCCACACCACCAACGGCUACAAAUAAACCUCGCUCACCUGCAACAUACCUGCCACCAACCACCACAACAACCUCAACAACAACAAGAAAGCCAUCGACUACCGCACCCACAUAUUUACCUCCAGGUCGAUUUUAAAAAAACAUUUACAUCCACAGCCAAUUUGUUUUAGAAUCCAAUCGUAAUAUCAACGAUGUAAAUUUAAUAUAAAAUAAAUUCUGUGAAUAUGCCAACAAAAA